UGCCUGGCAGGCAAAGAAUAAUGUGCCCAAAUUGGUCCAUCUCCCAAGGGGUCCAAUUUUUCUUCCUGGGUGUCAGCGAGCCCUGACUCACGACAGUGCAGCUGACAGGGGCUGUCAUGCUAGAGGUACCCUAAGCCAAAGCAAAGGACCUAAGGAAGACCUGUGAACAACACAAAGGAUGGGUAUGUUUUUGUCAUUUUCUUCUUUUUAAAAAAAAUGUGGAAAAAUAUGUAUGUAGAUACGUUUCUCUAGAGCGUACAUAAAUUCUGGCUUAAUUGUCAUAGAGAAUGUCUUGCCUUGUAUGGCUGUAGAGUCGAUUGCCUGCCAGAGAAAUGCCUUGCUUAACUCUUUUAAACCGUCUCCAAAAGCCUGUUUUCUUUAAAAGGCAGAGAGGAUAUUAGCUGUUAAAUUGGGCGAUCCUGAUUUGGAAUUUAAAAAAAGAAAAAAAAAUCCUUGAAUGUUUUUGUUUUUGUUUUUUGUUUUUUGUUUUUGUUUUUUUUUCCUUUGCUUGAUUGAAAAAAAAAUACAUGACUUCUUUUUUUGGGGGGAUAACUUUUCUAAGUUGUUUUUAUUUCCAGGUUUCAAUGUAAUUAGGCUACUGAGCGGAUCAGCUGUAGCCCUGGUAAUAGCCCCCACUGUGUUACUGACAAUGCUCUCUUCUGCUGAACGAGGAUGCCCUAAGGGCUGUAGGUGUGAAGGCAAAAUGGUAUAUUGUGAAUCUCAGAAAUUACAGGAGAUACCCUCAAGUAUAUCUGCUGGCUGUUUAGGUCUCUCCCUUCGCUAUAACAGCCUUCAGAAACUUAAAUAUAACCAGUUCAAAGGGCUCAACCAGCUCACCUGGCUGUACCUAGACCACAACCAUAUCAGCAAUAUAGACGAGAAUGCUUUUAAUGGCAUACGCAGACUGAAAGAGUUGAUUCUGAGUUCCAAUCGCAUCUCCUAUUUUCUUAACAAUACCUUCAGACCUGUGACCAAUUUACGGAACUUGGACCUGUCCUAUAACCAGCUGCAGUCUCUGGGAUCGGAGCAAUUCCGGGGCUUGCGGAAGCUGCUGAGUUUACAUUUGCGGUCCAACUCCCUCCGAACCAUCCCGGUGAGGAUAUUCCAAGACUGUCGCAACCUCGAACUCUUGGACCUGGGCUACAACAGGAUCCGGAGCCUGGCCAGGAAUGUGUUUGCGGGCAUGAUCCGCCUCAAGGAACUUCACCUUGAGCAUAACCAGUUUUCCAAGCUCAACCUGGCCCUGUUCCCUAGGCUGGUCAGUCUGCAGAACCUCUACUUACAAUGGAAUAAAAUCAGUGUCAUAGGGCAGACCAUGUCCUGGACGUGGAGCUCCUUGCAGAGGCUCGAUCUGUCGGGUAAUGAAAUCGAAGCCUUCAGUGGCCCCAGCGUUUUCCAGUGUGUCCCCAAUUUGCAGCGCCUCAACCUGGAUUCCAAUAAGCUGACAUUUAUCGGCCAAGAGAUUUUAGAUUCUUGGAUCUCCCUCAAUGACAUUAGCCUGGCCGGGAAUAUCUGGGAAUGCAGCAGGAAUAUCUGCUCCCUGGUCAACUGGCUGAAAAGUUUCAAAGGGCUGAGGGAAAACACCAUCAUCUGCGCCAGCCCCAAAGAGCUACAAGGGGUGAACGUGAUCGACGCCGUGAAGAAUUACAGCAUCUGUGGCAAAAGUACCACCGAGAGGUUCGAGCUGGCCCGGGCUCUGCCCAAACCCACCUUCAAACCCAAGCUGCCCAGGCCCAAGCACGAGAGCAAGCCCCCGGUCCCCCCGACGGUGGGGGCCACCGAGCCAGGCCCCGAGACCGACCCAGAGGACACGGAACACAUCUCUUUCCACAAGAUCAUCGCCGGCAGCGUGGCCCUCUUCCUGUCCGUGCUAGUUAUCCUGCUGGUGAUCUAUGUGUCCUGGAAGCGGUACCCGGCCAGCAUGAAGCAGCUCCAGCAGCGCUCGCUCAUGCGGAGGCACCGCAAAAAGAAAAGGCAGUCCCUCAAACAGAUGACCCCCAGCACCCAGGAAUUCUAUGUUGAUUACAAGCCCACCAACACAGAGACCAGCGAGAUGCUGCUCAAUGGGACGGGACCCUGCACCUAUAGCAAGUCGGGCUCCAGGGAGUGUGAGAUUCCUUUAUCAAUGAAUGUGUCAACUUUUCUCGCAUAUGACCAGCCCACAAUCAGUUACUGUGGGGUGCAUCACGAACUUCUCUCUCAUAAGCCCUUUGAAACGAAUGCACAGGAAGAAACGAUGGAAACCCACCUAGACACUGACCUGGAUCUGAGCACAAUCACCACAGCUGCCCGAAUCAGUGAACACACUCAACAGCUGGCUUAAUUAAGCUCUUUGCGAGCAGAGGGACAACACCAAACUCUAUGUUACCCGAAGGACAGAAAAGGAGGAAGAUUUGGUUGUUGAUUAUGGAUUCCAAAAACCCCUUGUCCAAUAAGCAAAACAGAAACAAAAACGAGAACCAAGAGCGAGAUUGAAAUAAAUAAGACAUGAAUUGUUUCAAGUUGACACUUUGUAAUUAGCUAAGUUGUGCAGUAUUUUUUUGACUUAAACAGAGUAUGACCCUUGGGGGGGAAAAAGAAUCUUUUUUU
Messenger RNA from Gracilinanus agilis (Agile Gracile Mouse Opossum), 2589 nucleotides. RefSeq names its product leucine rich repeat transmembrane neuronal 3 (gene LRRTM3). Gene Ontology annotation, molecular function: protein binding. The record is from RefSeq and is a predicted model, not a curated record. NCBI's taxonomy places the organism in Eukaryota, Metazoa, Chordata, Mammalia, Didelphimorphia, Didelphidae.